AACAACACUGCAGGUUUGACACCAAAAUCGCCUGUAAGUCAGAGCUCAGGGCGUAAAUGUUCCGCCGGGUGCAACAUGGCAGAGAACGAGCUGAACGUCGACAGCCUCAUAUCGAGAUUACUGGAAGUGCGAGGAUGUCGUCCAGGGAAGAUCGUGCAGAUGACAGAGGCCGAGGUUCGAGGACUCUGCAUCAAGUCCCGGGAGAUUUUCCUCAGCCAGCCCAUCCUUCUGGAACUCGAGGCUCCUCUGAAAAUCUGUGGUGAUAUUCACGGACAGUACACGGACCUACUGAGGUUAUUCGAGUACGGAGGCUUCCCUCCAGAGGCCAACUAUCUGUUCCUGGGUGACUAUGUGGACAGAGGGAAGCAAUCUCUGGAAACCAUCUGCCUGCUGCUGGCCUACAAGAUCAAAUACCCAGAAAACUUCUUCUUGCUCAGAGGGAACCACGAGUGUGCCUCCAUUAAUCGCAUCUAUGGCUUCUAUGAUGAGUGCAAGCGCAGGUUCAAUAUAAAGCUCUGGAAGACCUUCACAGACUGUUUUAAUUGUUUACCCAUUGCUGCAAUUAUUGACGAGAAGAUCUUCUGCUGCCAUGGAGGGCUGUCACCUGAUCUACAGUCCAUGGAACAAAUUCGGCGCAUUAUGAGACCCACCGACGUACCGGACACAGGCUUACUGUGUGAUCUGUUGUGGUCUGACCCGGACAAAGAUGUCCAGGGUUGGGGAGAGAAUGAUCGGGGAGUUUCCUUCACCUUUGGGGCUGACGUGGUUAGUAAGUUCCUCAACCGGCAUGACCUGGACCUCAUCUGCAGAGCCCAUCAGGUUGUCGAAGACGGCUACGAGUUCUUUGCCAAACGGCAGCUGGUGACGCUCUUCUCUGCUCCGAACUACUGCGGCGAGUUUGACAAUGCAGGCGGCAUGAUGAGUGUGGACGAGUCCCUCAUGUGUUCAUUUCAGAUCCUGAAGCCAUCAGAAAAAAAAGCCAAGUACCAAUACGGAGGAGUGAACACAGGACGUCCCGUCACGCCGCCGCGUACCGCUCAGGUGCCAAAAAAGAGGUGAGCAGCUGUUGGUGACGGUCCGGCUUGUCCCCGUGUCCCCGCAGGCGGCCGAACACUCCAGCCUUCCAGCUUGUUCAUGUG
Thalassophryne amazonica is the source of this 1139-nucleotide messenger RNA. RefSeq names its product serine/threonine-protein phosphatase PP1-beta catalytic subunit-like. Gene Ontology annotation, molecular function: protein serine/threonine phosphatase activity. Gene Ontology annotation, cellular component: cytoplasm; nucleus. Gene Ontology annotation, biological process: regulation of circadian rhythm; circadian regulation of gene expression. The transcript has 8 exons. The coding region runs from base 76 to 1059 and encodes 327 amino acids. Lineage: Eukaryota; Metazoa; Chordata; Actinopteri; Batrachoidiformes; Batrachoididae. The record is from RefSeq and is a predicted model, not a curated record.